Molecule: messenger RNA, 2660 nt
Organism: Hylaeus anthracinus
Lineage: Eukaryota; Metazoa; Arthropoda; Insecta; Hymenoptera; Colletidae
Exons: 20
Coding region: 146-2599 (817 amino acids)
Cellular component (GO): cytoplasm
Molecular function (GO): oxidoreductase activity, acting on the CH-OH group of donors, NAD or NADP as acceptor
Source: RefSeq, a predicted model, not a curated record
ACAACGGUCCAUCGUCGACUGCUUCGCGGAAUAUAUUUGUGACCCGACCGUCCGCGGGAACGCCACGAAACCGUGGUUGAAUUCGCGCCGAUCCUGAAGAAAACGGAAGACCUAACGGAUCGAGGCUCGAUCACCUCGAUCGAUCAUGAACAUCGAGGGCAAAGUGGCCCUCGUCACCGGAGGGGCGAACGGAAUUGGCUUCAGCACCGCUCGGGAGCUUCUUCGAAAGAAGGCAAAGGCAGUAGCAUUGCUGGACUUGGCAGAUUCCGGGGGCGAAAGCGCGGCCGCCAAUCUGAUCGAGGAGUUUGGGAAGGAUCGAGCUACUUUCAUCGUCUGCGAUGUCUCCAAGAACGAGCAGUUGGAAGAGGCGUUCAAGAAAGUUAUCGACACAUACGAAACCCUGGAUGUCGUCGUAAACAACGCUGGCAUCAUGGAUGACGCAGAUUGGGAUGUUAUGGUCGACAUUAAUUAUAAAGGCGUGGUUCAAGGUACGAUUUUGGGAUUGCACAGCAUGGGAAAAUAUAAAGGAGGCAACGGCGGUGCCAUAGUGAACAUGUCAUCGGUGUGUGGCAUCGAUGGAAUUCUGCUAGCACCGAUCUACGGAGGAACAAUGCACGCGAUUGUUGGGCUCACUCGAUCUCUAAAGCAUUUCUAUGAGAAAACCGGCAUUCGAAUGUUGACGAUAUGCCCUGGCCUGACCACCACGACUAUGGCAUCCAAGUUCAUGUCUAGUAAAGAGUACGCAAUGGAUCUCCUCGACGAAGAAAUGGCGGCAUUCGCGAUGACCAACUUGAAAAAACAACCACCGGAACACGUGGCGAACGCCAUCAUCGAACUGAUCGAGAAAGGAGAGAACGGGGCAAUUUUUGUCGUCGAAAACAACGAACCCCCGUACGCCAUUGAAUUGCCAAAUUACACCACCUUGAAGACCACUACCAUGGACAACAUUAAGAACAAGAUUAUCUUGAUCACGGGAGCUGCUUCGGGACUUGGAUACUGCUUUGCCCAGAAACUCCUGGAAAAUGGGGCGAAGACUAUCGCGAUUCUCGACUUGCCAACGUCGCCUGGUCAGACGUCGGCAACCACCCUGGAAAAGGAGUACGGUAAAGGCAAAGCGACGUUCUUCCCUUGUGAUGUUUCAGUCACCAAAGAUUUCGAAGAAGCGUUCAAGAAGGUUGUGAGCAUCUUCAACGGCAUCGACGUUGUCAUCAACAACGCUGGCAUGUAUAACGAAUUGAAUUGGGAGAGAACUGUUCGUGUGAAUAUUGGUGGCGUGAUCCACGGGACCUUGCUCGCCAUGGAUCACAUGAGUAAACACAAAGGUGGCAAAGGCGGAACUGUUGUGAAUAUUUCAUCAGUCGCGGGUUACACGCCCGUGGGUGUAAGUCCAGUGUACUGUUGCACCAAAUAUGGCGUCAUGGCAUUCAGUCGGAGCCUGCUGGAGAACUACGACAAAACUGACGUUCGCUUAAUGGUGGUAUGUCCUGGACUCACGGACACAAAUAUCCUAGACAGUAUGCUGACGACUUCGCUCGAUUUGAUCGACUUUCCCAAAUAUUUGGAUCAGCUUAGGGACCACAAGUCCCAAACGGUCGAUAACGUGGGCCGUGCUAUGGUCAGUAUAAUUCAGAAAGGCAAGAACGGGUCUGUUUGGGUUAGCGAAUUUGAAGAACCACCCUACGCCAUCGAGUUCCCUCCUGUCGAGAAAGUGGAACUCGGGCUAGAUAUUGAAACUGUGUUUUUAUGGUUCACCUAUCCAUUGGUGCUCACUGUCUCAACAAGAACUGACGAUACAGCUGUUGCUAACAUUACCAUGGACAACAUUAAGAACAAGACCGCUUUGAUCACCGGGGGUGCCAGCGGGCUCGGUUUCGUGUACGCGGAUAAAUUGCUGCAAAAUGGAGCGAAGAUCGUUGCCAUUCUGGACCUGAGCACCUCGCCUGGUCAAACGUCGGCGGCCACCUUGGAAAAGAAGCACGGAAAAGGGAAAGCCAUCUUCUUGCCUUGCGACGUAACCAACGCCCAACAAUUCGAACAAAGCUUCAAGAAGGUCGUGGACAUCGUCAAAAACAUAGAUAUUGUUAUUAACAAUGCUGGCAUGAUAGAUGACACUAAAUGGGAGCAGACUGUCCGACUAAAUCUUACAAGCGUGAUCCAGGGAUCGAUUCUCACCUUGAAUCAUAUGAAUAAACGAAAUGGCGGCAAAGGCGGUGUCCUAGUAAAUAUAGCCUCGAUUGUGGGCUUCCGUAUCGUACCUGAACUCCCCGUGUAUUGCGCAACAAAGCAUGCCAUAGUCGCACUCAGUCGAUGCUUGGAGGACUUCUACGACACAACAGGUAUUCGUGUUCUCACGAUGUGUCCUGGAGCGACGGUAACACCUUUAAUCAAAGAAUUAGAAAAGAAGGUAUUAGAUAUCGUCGACGACAGGAUCGACAAACUGUUGAAACUGUUACUGACCCAGCCGACUGAACACGUGGGCGAGGCCAUGGUCAAUCUCAUUCAGAAAGGUGAAAAUGGAGCCUUUUGGGUCAGCGAGGAAGGACAGCCACCUUACGCCCUGGAGUUCCAGCCUCCCAAGAGGGUGGAAGUUAAUCUGUGAAAGAAACUUCUCGAUUACUUCAGAUAUCUCGAUUGUACAUGAAUGAUGAAGGUUUAAAUGG